Messenger RNA from Galeopterus variegatus (Sunda flying lemur), 2274 nucleotides. RefSeq names its product ADAM metallopeptidase with thrombospondin type 1 motif, 19 (gene ADAMTS19). NCBI's taxonomy places the organism in Eukaryota, Metazoa, Chordata, Mammalia, Dermoptera, Cynocephalidae. The transcript has 17 exons. Gene Ontology annotation, cellular component: extracellular matrix. Gene Ontology annotation, biological process: proteolysis; extracellular matrix organization. The record is from RefSeq and is a predicted model, not a curated record. Gene Ontology annotation, molecular function: metalloendopeptidase activity. The annotation marks the transcript as partial.
GAACAGCGGCCAAGUCCGGGUCCCGGCCCCACGGGGGCAGCCGCAGCCCCGCGCCCUACUGCGCCGCCCGACGCCGCCUGCUUCUACACCGGGGCGGUGCUGAGGCACCCUGGCUCCCUGGCCUCUUUCAGCACCUGCGGAGGUGGCCUGAUGGGAUUUAUACAGCUCAAUGAGGACUUCAUAUUUAUUGAGCCACUCAAUGAUACAGUGGCAAUAACGGGUCACCCACACCGUGUAUAUAGGCAGAAAAGGUCCGUGGAGGAAAAAGUCACAGAGAAGUCAGCUCUUCACAGUCAUUACUGUGGUAUCAUUUCAGAUAAAGGAAGAUCUAGGUCUAAAAAAAUAACAGAAAGUGGAAGAGGGAAACGAUAUUCAUACAAAUUACCUCAAGAAUACAACAUAGAGACUGUAGUGGUUGCAGACCCAGCAAUGGUUUCCUAUCAUGGAGCAGAUGCAGCCAGGAGAUUCAUUCUAACCAUCUUAAAUAUGGUUUUUAACCUUUUCCAACACAAGAGUCUUGGUGUGCAGGUCAAUCUUCGUGUGAUAAAGCUUAUUCUGCUCCAUGAAACUCCAGUAGAUCUAUAUAUUGGGCACCAUGGAGAGAAAAUGCUAGAGAGUUUUUGUAAGUGGCAACAUGAAGAAUUUGGCAAAAAGAAUGAUAUACAUUUAGAGAUGUCAACAAGCUGGGGAGAAGACGUGACUUCAGUGGAUGCAGCUAUACUUAUAACAAGGAAAGAUUUCUGUGUACACAAAGAUGAACCAUGUGAUACUGUUGGUAUAGCUUACUUGAAUGGAAUGUGUAGUGAAAAGAGAAAAUGUAUUAUUGCUGAAGACAAUGGCCUGAAUCUUGCAUUUACAAUUGCUCAUGAAAUGGGUCACAACAUGGGCAUUAAUCAUGACAAUGACCACCCAUCAUGUGCUGAUGGUCUUCAUAUCAUGUCUGGUGAAUGGAUUAAAGGACAAAAUCUUGGUGAUGUUUCAUGGUCUCGAUGUAGCAAGGAAGAUUUGGAAAGAUUUCUCAGGUCAAAGGCCAGUAACUGCUUGCUACAGACAAAUCCCCAGAGUGUCAAUUCUGUGAUGGUUCCUUCCAAGCUGCCAGGCAUGACAUACACUGCUGACGAGCAGUGUCAGAUUCUCUUUGGGCCAUUGGCUUCUUUUUGUCAAGAGAUGCAGCAUGUCAUUUGCACAGGACUAUGGUGCAAGGUAGAAGGUGAGAAAGAAUGCAGAACAAAACUAGAUCCGCCAAUGGAUGGAACUGAUUGUGACCCUGGUAAGUGGUGUAAGGCUGGAGAGUGUACCAGCAGGACCUCAGCGCCUGAACAUCUGGCCGGAGAGUGGAGCGUGUGGAGUCCCUGUAGCCGAACCUGCAGUUCUGGGAUCAGCGGUCGAGAGCGCAAAUGUCCUGGGCUAGGUUCUGAAGCAAGGGAUUGUAAUGGUCCCAGAAAACAAUACAGAAUAUGUGAGAAUCCACCUUGUCCUGCAGGUUUGCCUGGAUUCAGAGACUGGCAAUGUCAGGCCUAUAGUGUUAGAACUUCGUACCCAAAGCAUGUACUUCAGUGGCAAGCUAUUUUGGACGAAGAAAAACCGUGUGCCUUGUUUUGCUCUCCUGUUGGCAAAGAACAGCCUAUUCUUCUAUCAGAAAAAGUGAUGGAUGGAACUUCUUGUGGGCAUCAGGGACUAGACAUCUGUGCAAAUGGCAGGUGCCAGAAAGUUGGCUGUGAUGGUUUAUUAGGGUCUCUUGCAAGGGAAGAUCAUUGUGGUGUAUGCAAUGGCAAUGGAAAAUCAUGCAAAAUCAUUAAAGGGGAUUUUAAUCACACCAGAGGAGCAGGUUACAUAGAAGUGCUGGUGAUACCUGCUGGAGCAAGAAGAAUCAGAGUUGUGGAGGAAAAGCCAGCACAUAGUUAUUUAGCUCUCCGAGAUGCUGGCAAACAAUCUAUUAAUAGUGAUUGGAAGAUUGAACAUUCUGGCGCAUUCAAUUUAGCUGGAACUACUGUCCAUUAUGUAAGACGAGGCCUCUGGGAGAAGAUCUCUGCCAAAGGUCCUACUACAGCACCUUUACAUCUUCUGGUGCUCCUGUUUCAAGAUCAGAAUUAUGGUCUUCACUAUGAAUACAUUAUCCCAUCAGACCCUCUUCCAGAGAAUCAGAGCUCUAAAGCACCUGACCCCCUGUUCAUGUGGACACACACAGGCUGGGAAGAUUGCGAUGCCACGUGUGGAGGAGGUGAAAGAUUUUUAAAUAUUCUUCUUUACAAAAGAGCAGUUAUUUUUGAUUAA